AUGAGACUUUCACCUUUUUGUGCUACACUUGUGUUGUUCAAUCUAGUGACACCGUUGAAACUUGACAACUCGGAAGACUUGAAAAGGUCAUUGUCCAAAAUCAAAAACCGAGGACUAAUUGAAAGGUUUGAGUUAAGCCCGGAUGUAUUCUCAAAUGUGCUCGCUCAGGAUACUUCGGAUAAAGGAAAACCAAACAAGGACUGUCCUCCGUGUUUCAAUUGUAACUUACCAAACUUUGAAUGUACCCAAUUUUCCCAAUGCAAUACAUUCACAGGUAUGUGUGAAUGUCAACCAGGAUAUGGUGGACUAGACUGUUCUGAGCCACUAUGUGGGUCCUUAGCUGACGGAAACAACAAGAGGCCGACUAGGAAAAAGGAUGUAUGUGAGUGUAAGUCAGGUUGGUCAGGUAUCAAUUGUAACUUAUGUGAACGUGACGACGUUUGCGACUCAUUUAUGCCUGAAGGUGUCAAGGGAACUUGUUACAAGGAAGGGAUUAUUGUAAACAACUUUCAUCAAAUGUGCAAUGUAACUAAUGCUAAGAUCUUGGCUAUACUCAAGGGCAAAAUUCCACAAGCUACAUUUUCUUGCAACAAAACAUCAGAGAAUUGUAAUUUCCAAUUUUGGAUUGAUCAAAAGGAGUCAUUUUACUGUGACUUGAACAAGUGUAUUUUGGAUUACGACUUAGCUCAAAACACUACCCACUACAAUUGUGAAAAAGUGGCUUGCAAGUGUUUACCUGAUAGAAUGUUGUGUGGGGAGGCUGGUUCCAUCGAUAUAUCGGAAUUUCUUACUGAAACUAUAAAAGGACCGGGUGAUUUCACAUGCGAUGUGGCUAAAAAAACAUGCAGAUUUUCAGAACCAAGCAUGAAUGAUCUUAUACAAAGCGUAUUUGGAGAUCCGUACAUUACUCUACAAUGCAAAUCGGGUGAAUGUGUGCACAAAAGUGAAAUUCCUGGGUACAACCAACCGGAUAAUCCAAGACUCACUUUGGGUAAUAUAUUUCUGAUUAUUGGGGUGUUGUUGGUGUGUGUUUUGUUUGUUGUUACUGUUGUCAGGAAUGUCAACGAAUCAGCCUUGUUCAAAAAGAGUGAUGGCUAUGACCCACUUCCAACUGAUUCAACUGUCAUGAUGAAUCAAAAUUUUGAACCAACAACACUUUCCUUUGAGAAUAUUAGUUAUACCGUGGGAGAAAACAAUACUCAGGUAUUGAAUAAUAUUUUUGGGUUGGUAAAGCCAAGGGAGUGUUUGGCCAUAAUGGGAGGUUCCGGAGCUGGUAAAACUACCUUAUUGGACAUUCUUGCUGGGAAAAACAAGGAUGGUAAAAUCUCAGGUAAUAUAUAUGUCAAUGGAAAUACUAUUGACCACAAACACUACAAGGAAAUUGUCGGAUUUGUUGACCAAGAGGACCACUUGAUUCCUACAUUAACUGUUUACGAAACCGUUUUGAAUAGUGCAUUGUUGAGAUUACCAAGAGACAUGACUUUUGAACAAAAGCAGGCGAGAGUUUUGGAAGUGCUUAAUGAGUUGCGUAUUAUUGGCAUCAAGGAUCGAGUUAUUGGCUCUAGUUUCAAGAGGGGCAUUUCUGGAGGCGAGAAGAGAAGAGUCUCUAUUGCGUGUGAGUUGGUUACUUCACCAUCUAUUUUGUUCUUGGAUGAACCUACAUCUGGCUUAGAUUCCUACAAUGCUAGAAACGUUGUUGACUGCUUGGUCAAACUCUCGAGAGAUUAUGAACGAACUAUUGUGUUUACAAUCCAUCAACCCAGAAGUAACAUUGUAUCCUUGUUUGACAAGUUGAUAUUACUUAGUGAAGGUGAUUUGAUUUUCUCGGGUGACAUGAUAAAAGCAAAUGAUUUUUUUACAAAGAAUGGGUACAAAUGCCCCUUGGGGUACAACAUCGCAGAUUAUUUGAUUGAUAUUACUGUUGAUCACAACAAAAUUGUCAAAGUAUCCAAUGCAGAUUCUAGUGUUGUUGCUUCGUCAUCCUCUGGAAUCGAUGAUGAUGUUCAUUCUGAGUUUUUAAAAAACAGAAGUUCAAGUCAAAUCGAUACAACCAGAGAAUGGGAACAUUUUGCUGUUCAUCGUGACGAGUAUAGCACCGACGUCAUUGGGCGUCGGGUUACACCAAGUGGGGAAGAGGAGACUCUUUUACGAUUGCGAAAUAAACUUCACACGUUGUUUGUUGACUCUUCUUUAGCAGCAGAAUUGCAAACAGAGAUCAACGAAGGUAAGGAAAAUCCAAAGGAGCUUGAUUUAAAUCGUCAUGACAUCAAAAAAGCAACUAUUGUUGGACAGAUUCUCAUCCUCUCCUCGAGAACAUUCAAGAACCUUUACAGGAACCCAAGACUAUUAUUGGCGCAUUAUGUGUUGUCCCUAUUGGUAGGCUUGUUUUGUGGAUACUUGUACUAUGAUGUUAAAAACGAUAUCAGUGGAUUCCAAAACAGAUUGGGAUUUUUCUUUUUCCUUUUGGCGUUUUUUGGAUUCAGCGCACUUACCGGAUUACAUUCAUUUUCAACUGAGAGGAUCAUAUUCGUUCGUGAGAGAGCAAAUAACUACUACAAUCCAUUGAGUUACUACAUUAGCAAGAUUUUCUGCGACAUCAUCCCAUUGAGGGUGUUGCCACCAAUUUUGCUAAUCAGUAUUGCCUAUCCGCUUGUUGGCUUGACAAUGGAGCACAAUGCGUUCUUGAAGUCAAUUUUGGUAUUGGUUUUGUUCAACGUUGUAGUUGCAGUGGAAAUGUUGAUUGUCGGAAUAUUAGUGAAGGAACCUGGAACUUCCACCAUGGUAGGUGUUUUGUUAUUAUUAUUGUCGUUGUUGUUUGCUGGAUUGUUUAUCAAUAGCGAAGACUUGAAUGUGCAGAUAAAAUGGUUAGAAUGGAUUUCGGUGUUUCAUUAUGCUUACGAAGCGUUGACUAUAAACGAGGUUAAGGAUUUGAUAUUGAGAGAGAAAAAGUAUGGUUUAUCCAUUGAAGUCCCAGGAGCGGUGAUUUUAAGCACUUUUGGAUUCAAUGUUGGUGCAUUCUGGAGUGAUAUUUCGUUCUUGGGAGGUUUAACUACUAUCUUUUUGGCAUUGGGAUAUGUAUUUUUGUAUUUCUUCACUGUUGAAAAAAGGUAA
Messenger RNA from Lodderomyces parapsilosis, 3111 nucleotides. RefSeq names its product putative ATP-dependent permease (gene ADP1). NCBI's taxonomy places the organism in Eukaryota, Fungi, Ascomycota, Pichiomycetes, Serinales, Debaryomycetaceae. Gene Ontology annotation, molecular function: ABC-type transporter activity; ATP binding; ATP hydrolysis activity. The record is from RefSeq and is a predicted model, not a curated record. Gene Ontology annotation, cellular component: membrane. The coding region runs from base 1 to 3111 and encodes 1036 amino acids. The transcript has a single exon.